GCGACGCGUGGCAGGCGCGCGAAAGUGUUGAAGCUAACGCUUAAUCGAUCUCGCUAAAAAGAUAUAGAACAGCGCGCAGAUAUACACGUCGUCGCUUGUGUUUCCGACCGUGUGCGAUCUGUUAUUACGCGUGCGGAAAUGCGAAACGCGCAAAACUCAAAGUAGCUGGAAGAACGGACAUUACGUAAACGGAAUGUUAAUCGGAAGAGGAUUUAUCAUUAAAAAAAAAUUUGUGAUCGUUGACAACGAUCGCGUUAAUUUUGUUCGGUUCAUCGUCGACGAGAUCGAUCGAAGAAUCGGAAUUAAAAAUUCAAUAGGCUGGAGAAAAAUCGAAAAAUGGUUUACACUAAGGAGCACAAGUGUAUACUGCAGGCUGUUAUGCACGAAGGUGCUUUACAUGAGGAUGAAAUAAGAGAAUUGGUUAUUAGGUUAUUUGAUCACAAUAAUAUAAAGAAAGUAUUAAGCGAGAUAAAUGCAAAGUUACAGCCAUUGUACAUGACCAUAAAAUGUACAACCUGUGAAAUUACCGGUCAAUCGUAUUGGAUUUUUACAAGUACGAUACAAGACAAAACUGCCAGUUUCCAUCCUGAAUUCUCACAAGCAGAACUGGCUCUCUUGCGCAAUGUAUAUUCUGAAAUUGUUACUUCAAACAAUGGUUGUAUCUCGAGUACAUUCUGCUUAAACUUAUGUUCAUCAUUAAAUAUGAAACUGACAAAAGCUGACGCUGAUAAGUUUUUACAUGAAAUGGUCAACAGAAAAUGGUUGUACUGCAAGGAUGGCAAAUACUACAUGGGAGUAAGGAGCAUUGCGGAGCUACUGCAGUAUUUUAAAGAUACCUAUGAGGACAAUAUUCAAAUUUGUACUCUAUGCAAGCAGGAACUUUUUUAUGGGGAGAAAUGUAAUAAAUGUAAUACUAUAACACACAUUUACUGCUUGGAAAAUUACUCAAGAAAUCGUGGUGUAGGAUGUCCCAAUUGUCAUCAUCUUAUGCCAGGGCAAGCUCAUUCUAGUGACGAUAGUGAUUGUGUCAUGGAAAUCGAUGCGUCAUAGAAAAAAACAAAUGAGAUAACAAUUUAACCAAA
Molecule: messenger RNA, 1082 nt
Organism: Pogonomyrmex barbatus (red harvester ant)
Lineage: Eukaryota; Metazoa; Arthropoda; Insecta; Hymenoptera; Formicidae
Gene: Nse1
Product: SMC5-SMC6 complex component Non-SMC element 1
Biological process (GO): double-strand break repair via homologous recombination
Cellular component (GO): nucleus; Smc5-Smc6 complex
Molecular function (GO): ubiquitin-protein transferase activity
Source: RefSeq, a predicted model, not a curated record